Messenger RNA from Orcinus orca (killer whale), 7067 nucleotides. It is a transcript of the gene DDI2, whose product is annotated as DNA damage inducible 1 homolog 2. Lineage: Eukaryota; Metazoa; Chordata; Mammalia; Artiodactyla; Delphinidae. Gene Ontology annotation, biological process: proteolysis. The record is from RefSeq and is a predicted model, not a curated record. Gene Ontology annotation, molecular function: aspartic-type endopeptidase activity; protein binding. The coding region runs from base 165 to 3062 and encodes 965 amino acids. The transcript is spliced from 10 exons.
GGGUGGGAGGGAGUGAGUCACUGAGCGUGUGUGAGGGAGGGAAGGAGCGAACGGGCGGGCGAGCGAGCAGCCCGCGCCGUCCGCCUGCAGCACCAGCCAGGCCCCGCCGCCGCCGCCGCCCCGCGCCGAGGCCGGGCCGAGCCGAGCUGGGUCGGGUCCGGGCCAUGCUGCUCACCGUGUACUGUGUGCGGAGGGACCUCUCCGAGGUGACCUUUUCCCUCCAGGUCGACGCCGACUUCGAGCUGCACAACUUCCGCGCGCUGUGUGAGCUCGAGUCCGGCAUCCCCGCAGCCGAGAGCCAGAUUGUCUACGCUGAAAGACCUCUCACAGACAACCACAGAUCACUGGCUUCUUACGGCUUAAAAGAUGGCGACGUUGUGAUUUUACGACAGAAGGAGAAUGCAGACCCUCGCCCUUCGGUGCAGUUCCCAAACUUACCCCGAAUAGACUUCCGUAGCAUAGCUGUGCCUGGCACGUCAAACACCCGGCAGCGCCAGCCAGCAGGAGCACAGCAGUCCCACUCAUCUCCUGGAGAGGUAGCUUCAUCUCCUCAGGGCCUGGACAAUCCAGCCUUGCUCCGAGACAUGUUGCUGGCCAACCCCCAUGAGCUGUCCUUGUUGAAGGAACGCAAUCCACCCUUGGCAGAUGCUCUGCUCAGUGGAGAUCUUGAGAAAUUUUCUAGGGUCCUGGUGGAGCAGCAGCAGGACCGAGCCCGGAGAGAGCAAGAAAGGAUUCGUCUCUUUUCUGCGGACCCUUUUGAUCUUGAAGCUCAGGCAAAGAUAGAAGAAGAUAUAAGGCAACAGAACAUUGAGGAAAACAUGACAAUAGCUAUGGAAGAGGCUCCGGAAAGUUUUGGCCAAGUAGUGAUGCUUUAUAUUAACUGCAAAGUGAAUGGACAUCCUGUGAAAGCCUUUGUUGACUCAGGUGCCCAGAUGACCAUUAUGAGCCAAGCUUGUGCAGAAAGGUGUAAUAUAAUGAGGCUGGUGGACCGUCGGUGGGCAGGGAUCGCCAAAGGAGUGGGCACCCAGAAGAUUAUUGGAAGGGUACAUCUAGCUCAGGUUCAAAUUGAAGGAGAUUUCCUGGCGUGUUCCUUCUCUAUACUUGAGGAACAGCCCAUGGACAUGCUUUUGGGACUGGACAUGCUGAAACGGCAUCAGUGUUCCAUUGACCUCAAGAAAAAUGUACUCGUGAUCGGCACCACAGGCUCAAAGACCACCUUCCUUCCUGAGGGGGAGUUACCAGAGUGUGCCCGGUUGGCAUAUGGGGCCGGGCGAGAGGAAGUACGGCCAGAGGAGAUUGCAGACCAAGAAUUAGCAGAAGCCCUUCAAAAAUCUGUAGAGGAUGCAGAGAAAAGCGGUAAAGAAACUACCUCACUGGGAAUGUCAUCAUUACCAACUUCAGAUGGAUUUAACCAUCAAGCCCAUCCUUCAGGACAGAGUCCUGAGAUUGGUAAUCCUUCACGUCUUGCUCACUCUGUCUCUGCUUCAGUCUGCCCUGUUGAGCCCAGCGACCCAGACAGCAUUGAACCUAAAGCUCUGAAGGCUUUGAAGGCUUCAGCUGAAUUCCAGGUAACCUGUGAAAAGAAAGAACAUCUUCCUCUACAGGAUCUUUCUGAUUGUGCUUCUUCAGCAGACAGUGCUCCAGCAGACCAGAGGCCAGCUAUGCCUUUGCAGAAUUCACUCGAAGAAGCCAUUGUUGCAGGUAAUCUAGAGAAAUCUGCUGAAAGAAGCACCCAGGGCCUCACAUCUCAUCUCCACACCAGACAGGAAGUUAGUUUAUCUGUCACUGGGCUGGAAGAACCACAGAGGCUUAAAGAUGAAAAGGGUUGGCAUCCAGAAUAUCAGGACCUGAGUCAAGCGAGUGGCCUUCAGCAGCAUGAAGAACCGAGGACUGGACAGCAUGAGGUUAUACAGCAGAAUGCUCCCCAUGACCGAGCACGUCUCUGUAACACAGGGGACCUUGAACUUCUUGGAGAAAGGCAACAGGAUCAACAAAGAAGUAUUGGUUCGGAAGCUACAAUGGAAGGAGACAGGCUAGAGCAGACUGUGGACCUUUCGGGUACAGAGAAAAAUAUUCUACCUUCAGGGUGCUUUGGCUGCUCAAGUUCAGAAACACUUAUGGAAGUAGAUAUAGUUGAACAGUCCCUAGCUGCUGUGCUCAAUUCAGCAGGUGGUCAGAAUACCAGUGUCAAGAACAUCGGUGCAUCUGAUCUCACCUUAGAUAAUCCCUUGAUGGAAGUAGAAACAUCAAAAUGUAACCCUUCCUCUGAAAUUUUGAGUAAUUCCAUUUCCACUCAGGAUUUACAGCUUCCAGAAAGUAAUGUUGAAAUGUCUGGAAAAAGUAAAGAAUACGGGAGUUGCCCCUCCUCUUUAGUAAGUCUCUGUGGCAGUUGUCAGCCAUCCAUAGAGUCCACAGAGGAAUCUUGCUCAUCUGUAACGGCAGCCUUGAAGGAACUUCAUGAACUUUUGGUCAUUAGUAGUAAACCAGCUUCAGAAAACACAUCGGAAGAAGUUAUCUGUCAAUCAGAGACAGUAACUGAGGGCCAAACAGGUAUUAAGGACCUUUCUGAGAGAUGGACCCAAAAUGAGCAUCUUACAGCUACCCAGAGCGAACACUGUUCACAGGUCUCCUUUCAUCAGGCCACAUCUGUAACAGUGAAGACAGAAGAAUUAACAUACACUUCAACUGACGCUGGAGUAGAAGAUGAAGAAAAUAUUAACUUCAGGGGUCCAGGUGAUGGCGUAUUAACUGAUAGGGAAGGUGUCCCCAAGUCUAAGGAGUCAGUAAAUGAGAGCAGUUCUGUCACUGUAGCCUCAGCUGAAACGUCCAGUCAACUACAUUGCACCUUUGGUGCAGAAAUUUCACCCAGACUUUUAGCAGUAUGCGGGCCUCUCACUGCUGUGGCCUCUCCCGUUGUGGAGCGCAGGCUCAGCGGCCAUGGCUCACGGGCCCAGCUGCUCCGCGGCAUGUGGGAUCUUCCCGGACUGGGGCACGAACCUGUGUCCCCUGCAUGGGCAGGCGGACUCUCAACCACUGCGCCACCAGGGAAGCCCUGCUUUUGAUUUUUUAAAUCUUCCUGUCCAUCGUUUGUAUGAAAGUAAAGUUGUUGACAUUGUCAAGAUUUUAAAUCAUUUUUAAAUUUAGCAGUUGUAAAACACAAAAGGAAUUCAGGAACAUGACACUAGUGAACCUUCAUUUUCAAUUUUUAUUCAAAGUGCAGAAAUUAGAGAUUAACUUCUCCAAGGAUAGGAUAAAAUCAUUGUGAACUCCUCUGGUUGCCAACAGAACUGAUAAUGGCCAGCCAUAACCAGUAAUGGGCUGCUUUACUGGAUAGCUCCUUUGCCAUAACUGGUAAUGGACAGCCUUGUGGUCAGCACGUACCUCCAAGGGUGGUAUCUGUUUAUUCACCAAAGAGAGGAGAAGAUUUACCUAUAUGACUUCUGCAGUUUCCCUUUAGUUGGUUCCUGUGUAUAAGAAUGUGCUUGGUAACCAGACAGCUAUACCUAGGCUAUAGAUUUUGCCGUUGCAGCUGGUAAGAAUUAUUUCCACUCGUACCUCUUUAGGCAUCCAGACAUCAGCCAGUAGCCUUCAUCCCACAGUUUGGGCUUUAGCUAUUAACAUAUAAAGAUUACCAGUUGCAAAGGGAACUACAUAGAUGGUGAGUGUGUAUGAAAACUGUCCUGCCUUGCAGCCUACAGAACUUUCCAGAGCUCCUUGUCUCCAUAUAUACUGAAGGGAGACACACACCUUGUAUUUUUUCCCAGAGCAUUUCUCCAGUAAGAGAGUUACAUGGAAAGAUAUAUGAGACUUUGUGUCACUGAUUCUGUGAUAACCAGCUAAGGUGGAAUCUGCCUGUUUUUCCCUUAGCACAGCUUACUAUCCCUAGUAAAAGCCAUAAAAAUUUCGUUGGUUUAACCAUCAGUUCAUGUGUAUAUAUACAUGUGUGAUAGACAGAUAUCCUACAGUUAAUUUUACAUAGAUUAAAAAGCAAACAAUUUUUAUAUCUACAGAUGUAGUCUUCAGUUAUGAUGGUUUUUAUGUAUAUAAAAAACAGCCUUGCAAGUAACUGGCCAGAAGAGUUGCAGUACAUUCUGAUUUCCUUUUCCUAUCUCUUUGCCACCUGCAGAGAGUAUAAGCAGGAUAAUUGAACUGCUGCAUAUUUCAAACUAGUUAUCAGUGGUGACAUAUCACAAGAGAAGCUAACUGGAUUAUGCGUUCUCUAGCACAGAUACCAAAAAGCCAAAUAUCUCCUUUGAAUUUGGUGACUUAGUGUAGUCCACGGCUGAACUAGAAAGAGACAGAGUUCUCAAGAGUUCCCUUCCGAGAAGAUGAAUGUUAACUUAGUUCUGUAAGAUAAAAAUAGCUUUCUUUUUGAAAGAUUUAAAAAUGCCAAUUCCUGUUAACAAAAAAGUAAAUUCAAAGCAUGUCCUUGAGAACCAGAAAUGUAAAAUCAUGGCUCAAAUUCUCUACCUUUGUGGUCCCUCGGUAGAUGUUACUAGGAGUUCAUGGAGUAAAUCAAAGAACUUAGGGGAGGAACCUUUGAUAUGCUUGAUUUUCUCUUGUGCCUUAGUUUCUCCAAAUAGCAGAGGCAUCAAAUUUGGGUGGGGAAUAAAAGUGGAAGGAGGGGGGCAGCAGGGAAGUCUGAAAAUGGCUCUCCUGGAGAUAGGCAUGCGUGGAGUGGUCCUAAGGCUCACCUUUAUUGUUGGUUGAGAAUUAUUCUGCACCAAAUCGUUAGAUUUCCCCAGGUAGAAGGAUUAUGACACGGCUUUUUUGUAUCAGGUAUACCCCCAAAAAUGAUUUCUAAGCGUUUAUUAUGUUCUUUGUGGCACUGUCAGUAUUGUGGUGAAGGCAGAGCAGAAGUUCAAGAAAAUCUUAUAUUACAGGGAAUGUUUACUCUCUUGAAGGCUAUGCAGUUUGAAUCUUUGAAUAAGAGUUCAUUAUUCAUUCAAACAUUAAGUGCCUGUGUGCCAGGUACUGGGGAGCACUGGGGAUACAGGAGUGACUAAAACAGACUGGAAGCUGCUCUUGUGAAGCCUUCAGUCUAGUAAAGAGACAUGAAACAAAUUUUAGCUUCAAGUGCAACAUCUAUUUUUGCCUAUUAGCAUCAUUUAUUUUAAAAGUCAUAUUAGGAUGAUUUGGUUCAAAUUCAGAGAAAACUGGGAAAAUCAGGCUCAAAAUGGAAUUAGAUGCUGUGAACCUAAAACUGCUCUAAAAAAAAUAUUUUUUAAAAAGUGGAAUCGGAGAAACCAACAAAAAAUGUUCUAACAUUUGGUAAAACACUUGAAGAGAUCAAGGAUUCAGAAAUUAACGUAUACUGUUGGUGGAGGGGGAAUUAGGCAGGAUAGAAGUGCAAGUGCAAGUAAAUGGAAGAUGACCUAAUAUGCACCAGUGACAGUCAACUUUUCCUUCCAUCAGGACCUCCUUCCAUGCAGGAUAGAAAUACGGAGUGUGCUGCGGCAUCCUUCCCACUCCCCCUCUGAGCACGGCUGCUCUGGAAUACUAACCAUCUGGGCCAACAGGACUUAGCAGAGGAUUCUGGGGGAUUUGCUGUUUUAAAGCAGCUGAGUGCAAGAUGUGAAAAUAGGAAUCAAGAGCAGAAAAUGUAGCAAGCAGUGGUUCGGGGACUGGAUGGUGGGCAAAAUUUAUUUACAAGAAGAUUCAAGGCUCUACCUAAUGCUUCUACAGGACAGCUCCAUCAAAAGGACAUUCUUUAACCCAUUAUUGAAAACAUCACCGUGUAUGUAGUAAUCCUGAAGGAUACAGGUAGAAUUUCUGGACCUUAACUGCUAGUGACUUCUGAGGUUUACAGUUAGAAAACUCUCACAGGUUUAUCUGUUAUGUAUCGGUGAUUGGUAAUCUAGACCCUCUGGGGGCUGUGAAAGGUGAGAGGAUAUAGCAGAUAAGAUUCAGAGCACAAUCUUAGGGAAUGAAAGCUACAGAGAAAAUGGUGCAAGGGCAUAGGAGUUAGAGGAUAUUUCUUUUACCUAAAAAAAGUUAAGCAAACUACAGAAGACUUGGGGUGGGGGUGUGGAAUACAAAAUUAGAAUAAUUUUUACAGAAUUAUAUUUCUUUGAAUACGUACCAUAGGAAGGUUUUCAUUAGCUGACUUGGGGAAGGGGCAUGCUGGUAUAUUUUUUUCCUGGGAAGAUGCAUGACUAAUAAUAAAUUAUUUUGUUUACCAUGAGUUUGUUUUACGUACAACUCUGAAUGAUGCAUCAGUGACUUAAAGAAAGGUAGACCUCUGUAAUUUCCUAUCAGAGGCAGUCACAUCAGUUUGUGUCUAGAUUCCUUUGGUCUGAGAUUACCCGAUGCCCACCAGACUUCCUUUUCUUUCCCUGAAGGCCCCACAGCUUUGAGUUUAUGCUUCCCAUCUGAGACCUUUCCCUCUGAAUGAUAAUAUUUCCAUUCUCUAUUCUCCUGAUCAUCCUUUUGAAAUAGUUCUGGUGAUAUACUCAGAUCAAUGUAUUUGCUUUUUUUUACUAUGCGCUUACAAUGAACAUUGACUUGCCCAUUUUUAUUCAAAAUUUUAUUUCCAUGGCAAGUUGGGCUAAUGGGCUUUGCACUCAAGUAAGGUUUGUUUACCAGUUUUGUAGCCAUAUUUGGCAAAUUUUAGCAAAUAGAAAAAAAUCCCUCUUUUCCCCUUUGUUCUUGGCAGUCGUACUUUUAUUGCUUUCCUGAUUUUUCUUUAAGCUUUGAGGCUACUGCAUCUUACAAGAGCAACUAGGCUGAUUGGCAAAAUAGGCUUGCCAAUCAGUAGCUCUUUUACUCCCAUAAUGCUUUGGUUUUGAGAGUUGGGAAAACUCUGAGAACUUAAGGGAACCAAACUCAGGAAUCCCACAGUUGGUUGCAUUGUGCCAUUGGUUUAGGGGCUAGACAUAGGACCUGUCUGCAGCUGAGUGAACUAGAUGAAUUUGGGUUUGAGUUUUUGUCAGAUACUGAAAUGUAAGUCAGCCCUAAGUAAUCAAAACACUUUAUUUUCUUUUUCUUUUUUUUUAAUAGGAACUUUCUGAAGAAAAAGUGAUGUGUAAAACAUUUGAUAUUUAAGACAAUAAAGUUUUUAUCAUAAA